This is a messenger RNA of Anolis sagrei ordinatus, 801 nucleotides long. RefSeq names its product taste receptor type 2 member 40-like. The record is from RefSeq and is a predicted model, not a curated record. Gene Ontology annotation, molecular function: bitter taste receptor activity; G protein-coupled receptor activity. Gene Ontology annotation, cellular component: membrane. Gene Ontology annotation, biological process: sensory perception of taste; detection of chemical stimulus involved in sensory perception of bitter taste; G protein-coupled receptor signaling pathway. Lineage: Eukaryota; Metazoa; Chordata; Lepidosauria; Squamata; Anolidae.
AUGUUGGACUCCGCUUCUCUCAAUUUGCUCUUUCUAAUUGUCGUUGUGGUUCUGACUGUAGUCGGAUUGAUGGGAAAUGGCUUUAUCACCAUUGCAAGUUCCUGUGACUGGAUCAGAAGGAAAACACUAUCAUCAUCCCAUAUGAUAACGCUGGCUCUGAGUCUAUCCCGAUUUGCCUUUUACUGUGCAAAGAUUGGCACUUUCACCCAGCGGCAUUUCCUGCUAAUGAAGCUGAGAAUCUCUGGGAUGGUUCCAUAUCUUCUUCUGGGAUCAAUGUUGGUCUCUUUGAUCUCUUCUGUCCCUUUCAUCUGGACAGAUUUCAGUGUUCACCUCUGUAACUCAACCAGGAGUCCUGUGAAAAACACCACCGGUGACAACACUGUUGGAAGCAUCUCCUACUUCAAGGUUUUCAUCCUGUACCUGACUUGGGUGACAAUUCCUCUUCUGUUCUUCACAGCAUCAUCCACCCUCCUAAUUGCAUCUCUCUGGAGGCACACCAAACAGAUGAGACGCAGCAUGACUGACUUCAAGGAUCUGAGCACACAGGUUCACAACACUGCCAUUAAAACUCUGAUCUCCUUCCUAGUGCUUUAUAUCUGCAGCUUUGUAGCUGAGAUUCUGCUGGGGAUCCCUUCCUGCCUAUCUAGGAAUCCAUGGAAGCACACUAUCUGUUCAUUCAUCGUUGCUGUAUGCCCCUCCAUCCAUUCCAUUCUUUUGAUUCUCUUUAAUGACAGGCUGAAGCAGGCACUCAAAGGCAUUCUGCUUUCCAUGAAGUGCCAUGGGGGAAAAGCCUCUUCCUAA